Molecule: messenger RNA, 3058 nt
Organism: Anolis carolinensis (green anole)
Lineage: Eukaryota; Metazoa; Chordata; Lepidosauria; Squamata; Anolidae
Gene: npdc1
Product: neural proliferation, differentiation and control 1
Exons: 9
Coding region: 198-1064 (288 amino acids)
Cellular component (GO): membrane
Source: RefSeq, a predicted model, not a curated record
UGCCUUCUCCUCCGCCCGCGCACCUGCGUCCGUUCUGCCAGGCCAGGUGGGCGGGGCGGGCGGAGCCGGGCUCCCUCGAGCGGCUCCGCCAUUGGCUGUGCCUUUCCUCGGGCCACGCCCCUCCCCGUGUGGCCCCGCCCCUCCGUCCCCCUGGCGGCGCAGAAGGGAGAUGCGCUUCCCGGAGGAGGAGGAGGAGGAUGAAGGCCGCCCUCCUGCCGCUGCUGCUGCUCCUGCCGCCCUGCGCCGGGGCCUUCCUCGCCGGGCCUCUCGAUUCCUGUCCCCGGAGCCUGGACUGCGCCCUUCAGCGGAGGGAAUUCUGCCCGCCCGGGUCUGGCGCUUGCGGCCCUUGCCUGCCCCAAUUCGCAGAGGAUGCCGAGGGGAGAUGCACCCCAAAGACCCCCGCCAUGGACGCCGCAGUGCGAGCUUCGCUUCCCAACUUAGAGGAAGAAAUUGAUCUGGUGGCAGAUGCCGCCAGCCGGAUCCACCUGCGGCAAAAUGGGACAGAAACGACAACUCCCAGGGGCCCGCCUUCCAGGGUCGGCGCACAGAAGAGCCGGAAGGGAAGUCCCGCCCCCACGCCGCCCGUCAAAUACUCUCCGGUGGAUGCGCCCCGGCUGUCGUCCAACGACGCCCUCAUCCUGGGGAUGAUUGUCGUCUGUACAGCCGCAGGCAUCGCAGCUUUGGUCGUGGCCGCCGUUUGCUGGUGCAGGCUUCAACGGGAGCUGCGCCUGGCCCAGAAGGCAGACUACCUGACCCAGAGGCAGCCCAGCCCUCCGUCCUACGAUGCCGUUUCGCCCGGGGAUAAGAAGCUGGCCCAAAGCGCCCAGAUGUUCCACUAUCAGCACCAGAAGCAGCAGAUGCUCUCCGUCGAAAAGCAGAAGGAGGAGACCAAGGUCCCCGAAUCGGCUUCUUCGGACGAAGAGAACGAGGACGGUGACUUCACGGUCUACGAAUGCCCCGGACUGGCUCCCACCGGCGAAAUGGAGGUGAAGAACCCGCUUUUUGACGACGCUUCCUUGCACCCGCCUCUUCCUCUGCCUCCUUCGCGCAAACCGCACCCGUGACCUGGCGAACUUGACUUGGACCCGGAAAUGCAGGACUGGCCUCCUCCUUUGUUCCCACCCGUAACUUUGCAGCGGAGCCUCGGAGGUUUAUUCCAUUCCACCAGGGAGAAAAAGACCACAAUGUCCGGGUUCUAGAUUCCGGGUUCUAGGUUCCGGGUUCUAGGUUCCAGUUGUGCCGCUUUUCCUUUGGCCCUCGGAAGUUUAUUCCAUUCCUUUGGGGAGAAAAAGACCACAAUGUCUGGGUUCUAGAUUCCAGGUUCUAGGUUCCGGGUUCUGGGUUCCAAUUGUGCCACUUUUCCUUUGGCCCUCGGAGGUUUAUCCCAUUCCGCCGGGGAGAAAAAGACCACAAUCUCCGGGUUCUAUGUUCCGGGUUCUAGGUUCCGAUUGUGCCGCUUUUCCUUUGGCCCUCGGAGGUUUAUUCCAUUCCUUUGGGGAGAAAAAGACCACAAUAUCUGGGUUCUAGGUUCCGGGUUCUAGGUUCCAAUUGUGCCACUUUUCCUUUGGCCCUCGGGGGUUUAUUCCAUUCCGUCGAGGAGAAAAAUACCACAAUGUCCGGGUUCUAGGUUCUGGGUUCCGGGUUGUGCCGUGUUUUUUUUUGGGCCCUCGAUGGUUUAUUCUAUUCCGCCAGGGAGAAAAAGACCACAAUGUCCGGGUUCUAGAUUCCGGGUUCUAGAUUCCGGGUUCUAGGUUCCAGUUGUGCCACUUUUCCUUUGGCCCUCGGAGGUUUAUUUCAUCCCGCCGGGGAGAAAAAGACCACAAUGUCCGGGUUCUAGGUUCCGGGUUCUAGGUUCCGGUCAUGCCAUUUUUCCUUUGGCUUUUGGAAUGGCUGCAAAAAAGGACGAAAGACAUGGGAUUUUGCGGGGAGGGAUAAGAGGAGGAAAUAUUGGGAUUUUUGGGGAAUCAUGGAAUACAUUGAGAGCCCAACUCGCCUGCUUUCCAUUGCAGCGACGGAGGGCUUUAAAUGUGCAUUAAAAGGGAUAUAUAUAUAUAAACAUAGCAAAAAUUAUAACUUAAAUCCAAUAGUUGCUUUCUCUCUCUCUCUCCUUUGCCCAUUUUUGGCAAAGCUCUCGUCAGGCCAAUCAAAUUGAUUUCUUCAAUGUAAUAAUAGAAUAAAAUUAAAUAUUUUGCAUCUGUUUCCCUGGAAACCGAAUCUCCCCGUUCUUUGCAAACUCGGACAACACUUUCCCCCGUUUUAAAGGCCUAAAAUGAAAUGCUAAUGUUUAACUUGUAGGUUUGUCGGUCAAAAUUAAGCUAUAAAUAAUGACAAUCGUAAAAAAUCAUAUUGCAACGCCCAUCAUCCUUCGCUUUUUCUGGUUUGGGGAUGAUGGGAGGUGCAAUACAAUUGGAUCUCAAUGGCUCCUGAUCCUCAAUUUGAGGUUGUUGUUUUCUCCAUUUCGGUUUUAGUCCGAACCUUAAUGGCGGUAUCAAUUCAAAUCCACUUCGGAAAUAAUAAUAAUAUACUUUAUUUAUAUUCCGCUGUAUUACAGAACACAAACAUUCAAUUCCGUUGCACAAUUAACAAGGACAGAAUAUAUAAACAUCCCGGUAAUGGAAACUUUAUUAUUAUUAUUAUUAUUAUUAUUAUUAUUUACGUUGCGGUAAUGGAAGCUUGAUUAUUAUUAUUAUUAUUAUUAUUGACACAAAGACAUAGGACAACACAGUAAACGAGAUGUGUACGCUGGAUUUUGUAUCGCGAAACCACAAGUCGAACACUUCCCAAGUGUUUAGGGACUGUGUGAUGUAUUAUUAAUACUAUUAUUAAUUAUUAUUAUUAUUUGUGUUACUCUGGCUGCAGCGAAAACAACGCACUUGCCUGAAGCAUGCAUUUCAGUGCACAGAUUUUGCACAACUAGCAAAAGGGGAGGCGGGGAGGACGACACCGUGCUUUAAUUUAAUUUAAUUUAAUUUUUUCUUUCUAUUUCUUGUACGGACUCCUUGUUUAGUACCACUUUCAGAAGCUCAAACUUUUAUUAAAACGACCCGAUUUCAACACG